AUGGCUAUUUGUGUUUUUGAAAAAAUAGAAAAAAAAAAAUUUAUAAAAUCAUUGAAUUAUUUUAAGCUGAGUUCAGAGGAUGUGCUAUAUAGCGAAGAUCAUGAAAAAGGGGAAAAUGGAAAAAGGCGUAAAACAUGCUUGCAUGGAAAUUAUCAAAAUUAUUUUUUUGAAAGAUAUAUGAAAAGAAAAGUUAUAUGUAAAGGGGAUAGAGAUGGUAACGAUAAUGAUAAUGAUAAUGAUAAUAAUAAUAUACCGUUAAGUGAUGUACAAAAUAUAAUACAAGUGUGUGAAAUAACGGAAUGUCAAAACGAAACAAAAGACAAAAUCAACGAUUAUAGAUUAAGUAAUAUAAAUAAUUUAUUUAAAGAUAUAUUUAAGGAUAAAAUAAUUUUAGAUAUAGGAUGCAAUUAUGGAAUAACUACUUUUUUGUUAAGUUUAAAAUAUAAAUGUAAAACAGUUAAUGGGAUAGAUAUCGAUUUCAACAUAAUAAAUAAAAAUAUAUCGAUAUUGAAAUUAUUCUUUGAUUUUAUUUUAAUAUAUAAUAAACAAAAGCAUAUGCUACCUUUUAUUUUGAAUAAAAAAUUUUUAAAAAAGGAAAAUGAUAUGUUUAAUGAGUUAUAUCUUUUAUAUGAAGAGACUAUAUUAAAAAAGGUAGAUAAAGUUGAAAAGGUUGAAAAAGUUGAAAAGGUUGAAAAAGAUGAAAAAGAUGAAAAAGAUGAAAAAGAUGAAAAAGAUGAAAAAAAAUUGGGGGAAUGUGAAAAUGAGUUUCCUUUUAAUAUAUACUUUUUGUGUUCGAACAUUUUUGAUAAAUAUUUUGAAAAUGUCGAAAAUAAAUAUGAUGUAAUUAUUUGUUUUUCUGUUUUAAAAUGGAUACACUUAAAUUAUGGUGAUAAUAAAUUAAUUUUGUUUUUUGAUUUAGUCUAUAAAUUAUUAAAAAGUGGUGGAUAUUUUAUUUUGGAAUAUCAUAGAGAAAUAAAAUAUAAAUUAAAAAAAAAUGAACGAAUAUUUUUUUUAAAAAAAAAAAAAGCGCUUAAAAUGAAUUAUACACAUUUUGAUAAUAUUGCUCAAGGGGGGUAUAAUAAUAUUGCUAAAUUUAUUUUAAUAAAUAAGACCGAUUUUAAAUCUGAUUCAAAGAGGAAAAGAGAUACUGGAAUGUUUAAUCGAACAAUAUGUAUUUAUAAAAAAAUAUAA
Plasmodium yoelii is the source of this 1191-nucleotide messenger RNA. Its product is annotated as bicoid-interacting protein BIN3, putative. Lineage: Eukaryota; Apicomplexa; Aconoidasida; Haemosporida; Plasmodiidae. Gene Ontology annotation, biological process: snRNA modification. The record is from RefSeq and is a predicted model, not a curated record. Gene Ontology annotation, molecular function: snRNA binding; O-methyltransferase activity; RNA methyltransferase activity. Bases 1 to 1191 code for a protein of 396 amino acids. The transcript has a single exon.